This is a messenger RNA of Phytophthora nicotianae INRA-310, 1419 nucleotides long. RefSeq lists its product as hypothetical. Gene Ontology annotation, cellular component: transcription regulator complex. Gene Ontology annotation, molecular function: RNA polymerase II cis-regulatory region sequence-specific DNA binding; DNA-binding transcription factor activity, RNA polymerase II-specific. Gene Ontology annotation, biological process: regulation of transcription by RNA polymerase II. NCBI's taxonomy places the organism in Eukaryota, Oomycota, Peronosporomycetes, Peronosporales, Peronosporaceae. The transcript has a single exon. The record is from RefSeq and is a predicted model, not a curated record. The coding region runs from base 42 to 1292 and encodes 416 amino acids.
UUUUUUGCUGUCGUUUUUUUUCCGCGGCCGUUCGCUGGCGAAUGCCUCACUCGAGUAAACUCGGAGAAUCAAGAAGUCCUCACCGGCCUACGAGUACCAUGAGCCUCCGUGGACGACCGAGCAACCCCAGCGGAGCCUCCAACCCGCGUCUCUCGAACUCUCUGCACCGCUGUGCCAUCGCGUUGUGCUCGAACCAGGCCGUCGCUGAGGGGGUGUGCUCCAUGCAUCUGUCACGCAACGGCCGCGUUAGCGGAGGCCAGGGCGUCGUCAUGGACAGUCGUGCCAUGGGCGUUCGAGGCCCGCCCCCGUCAUCUGCGGGCAUGGGAGACGGCAUGGCCGACGACCGAUACUACCGCGCAAGUGCACACGCUGCCAUGCAACCUCGCGCUGGCCCCUCCACUAAGAAACACAAGCCGUCGCCCGCCGAGCCGGUGAACCGCUACGUCAUGGACAACUCUGGUUCUAGCGGUGGCCUGACGCGCGAAAGUCUGAACGAGAUGGUCAACCAGAUGCAGUACUCGAAGAACACGAGCAUGUCAGCCUACGAGAACGACCCGUACGUCUCCGCACAGGCCUCAGGCAGCGCCAACGGCUCGAACCGUUCUGAGUCGGACGGUUCUGUGGACGAGACCAACCUCCGCCGUGAGCGUAACCGUAUUGCUGCACGCAAAAGUCGUCAACGCAAGCUGGACCGCAUCUCGAACCUCGAGGACGAGAAGAUGCGCCUUGAGCAGCACCGCGACAUGCUCGUGCAGGAAAUCCGCAGUCUGGAGAAGAAGGAUUCGGGGGCCGCCUCUAACGUGGUGCUGACCAUAACGGACAAGGAGUACCAGCAAUUGCAGAACAAGCGUCUGCAGAUCAUCAAGCACGUGGAGGAGACCUACAACUCGGGCGACAUCCUCUCCACAGUCAAGUACUUCCGCGACGACUCAAUUGUCAGCGGCCCCCAGAACUCAUCGGUGCAUCUGCGUGGCAAGGACGCUCUGGUGCUGGACUACCUGUGCACGACGUACCUGUUCGGUGACGUGCGUCUGCACCACGCCAAGGUGGACUGCGGUGGUCCACGCAGCCAGCACUUUCGUGUGCACUGGGCGCUGUCCGGCACGAUCAAGAGCGCCGGCGUCAGCAUGAACAAGGAGUUCCUCGAGCUUAUCGAGAGCGUGAAGGGCCGCCGCGUCACCAUCGAGGGUGUGAGCAACUUCUCGUUCAGCGGUGACAAGAUCGUGUACGUGCACCGUACGGCUGACCAGGCCAAGUUCCUGUCGGCGCUCGUCAACCUGAGCAAGCGGUAAGCGGGCAAUCAGAGCAGGUGGGGGCUCUCAGCAUAGUCGACCGUCUAGCUGACAGUAGUGAUGAAUGCAAACUAGCCAUAUAUAUGUGUAUUUUUUUGCAUGAAUGUUCUUUUGUUGCCAUUUCGUC